Molecule: messenger RNA, 441 nt
Organism: Encephalitozoon cuniculi GB-M1
Lineage: Eukaryota; Fungi; Microsporidia; Unikaryonidae
Exons: 1
Coding region: 1-441 (146 amino acids)
Source: RefSeq, marked provisional
AUGGAUAGGCUGUACAGGGAGGUCAGCGAGGAGUUUUUGGCAGGCCUCAGGAAGUAUAUCAACGACGAGAUGUCCUACGCGGAGCUUGAGAGGCUUUCUACCCGAGAGGCUCUUGCCUUCAACAGCCAUAGGUGGGGUGCCGUUAUUGAGGAGAAGUCAUGCGAGGCUCUUAGGAUGAAGAGGAGAGUGUACGACGAACUCCUAGGGAUUGAGGAGAAGGUCAGGACGAUGGAGAAGAUGGAAAAUGGAAGGGAGUUCGAUGUUGAUCUUGCGGGCCUGGUAUCGCACUCCGAGAUUGUAGGACGGAACAGAUCGCAUCCGCCGGGAUAUGAAAACACCGACCUGUACUUCCCGCCAUUCCCUUCACUGGGCAUGGUGAGAUUCCUGAACGAUUCGAGCAUGGAAAGCUCUGAUGAUGACCAGGAGUCUGCGGCAGAUUAA